Gamsiella multidivaricata is the source of this 1537-nucleotide messenger RNA. Its product is annotated as pyridoxal phosphate-dependent transferase. The record is from RefSeq and is a predicted model, not a curated record. Gene Ontology annotation, molecular function: pyridoxal phosphate binding; L-alanine:2-oxoglutarate transaminase activity. Gene Ontology annotation, biological process: biosynthetic process. The transcript is spliced from 4 exons. The coding region runs from base 1 to 1428 and encodes 475 amino acids. Lineage: Eukaryota; Fungi; Mortierellomycota; Mortierellomycetes; Mortierellales; Mortierellaceae.
AUGAAUCAGCAGAUUCGCGAGGCCCAAUACGCCGUGCGCGGUGAGCUCGCUAUCCGAUCUGAAGAGCUCAAAAAUGUAUGUCCAAUGACUGGUGUUAACCUGCCCUUCUCGCGUGUCGUCGGUUGCAACAUUGGCAACCCCCAAGCCUUGGAUCAGAAGCCCAUCACUUUUUUCCGCCAGGUUGCGUCGCUUGUUGAAUACCCAGAGCUGCUCAAGGAAGAGAACGCCGAGAUCGUGUCGCGCCUCUACCCCAGUGACGCCGUUGCUCGUGCAAAGUUGCUCUUGAAGCACGUUGGCUCUGUCGGUGCCUAUUCUCAUUCUCAGGGUAUUCCUCAUAUCCGUGAGAACGUCGCCAAGUUCAUCUCUGAACGUGAUGGAUAUGCCGCCGAUCCCUCCAAGAUCUAUUUGACUCAGGGUGCCUCUGCUGGUGUGCAGCUCACCCUCGAGAUGAUUAUCGAGCACAACAAGGUCGGCAUUAUGAUCCCUAUCCCACAAUACCCCCUUUAUACCGCCACUCUGGCUGUCCUGGAUGCCAACCCAGUGCCAUACUAUCUCGACGAGUCCAAGGGAUGGGGCCUCACCACUAAGGAGCUUCAACGCUCAUUCGAUGAGGCUGUCCAGAAAGGCAUUGAGACUCGUGCUUUGGUCAUCAUCAACCCCGGCAACCCCACUGGACAGUGUUUGACAGAGGACAACAUGCGCGAGAUUAUUGAAUUCUGCCGCAAGAACAAGGUUAUCCUUCUGGCUGACGAAGUCUACCAGACCAACAUCUACAGACCUAAGGACCGCCCCUUCCAUUCCUUCAAGAAGGUUCUCAAGUCCAUGGGCUCAGACUAUGAGGGCUUUGAGCUGAUUUCGUAUCACUCCAUCUCCAAGGGCAUGAUUGGCGAGUGCGGUCGUCGUGGAGGUUACUUUGAGUGCGAGGGCUUGUGCGACACUGUGCUGGAGCAAAUCUACAAGAUUUCGUCGAUCAGCUUGUGCCCUAACGUCCAGGGACAGAUCAUGGUUGACUUGAUGGUUGACCCUCCCAAGAAGGGCGACCCAUCGUACGAGCAGUACAAGAAGGAGUACGACGACAUUUACUCCUCUCUGAUCAAGCGCGCCGCGAUCCUUGAGGAGACCUUCAACAGCCUCGAGGGCUGCACAUGCAACUCUGCCGACGGCGCCAUGUAUCUCUUCCCUCAGAUCCGUCUACCCAAGAAGGCCAUUGAGGCUGCCAGAGCCGCAGGCAAGGAGCCUGAUCAUUUCUACUGCAUGGCCAUGCUGGAGUCGACUGGUGUGUGCAUGGUUGCUGGAUCAGGAUUCGGUCAGGUCGAGGGCACUGCCCACUUCCGUAGCACAUUCUUGCCCCAGCCUGAGUUGUUUGCUGAUUUCUGUUCAGGCAUCAAGAACUUCCAUGCCGACUUUAUGGACAGGUACAGGGAUUAGAGCUAUUCACAGUGGAAUAUAUUCAGAGAUAGCAGUAUAAAUAAUUUUUACAAGGCGUUGCGCAAACAUUCUACAUGCAUCAAUGACAAAGAAGUGGCUUACAGCCACU